AUGCCGAACUGGGGAGGUGGCGCCAAAUGUGGUGCUUGUGACAAGUCAGUGUAUCAUGCUGAGGAAAUCCAGUGCAAUGGCAGGAGUUUUCACAAGACAUGCUUCCACUGCAUGGCUUGCAGAAAAGCUCUGGACAGUACUACAGUAGCAGCUCAUGAAUCUGAAAUCUAUUGCAAAACCUGUUAUGGAAGAAAAUAUGGUCCCAAAGGUAUUGGGUUUGGACAAGGGGCAGGGUGUCUCAGCACUGAUACUGGCGAACAUCUAGGCUUGGAUCUGCAACACUCACCAAAGCCUGCUCGCCCUUCUACGCCUACCAACCCUUCAAAGUUCACCAAAAAGUUUGGAGAUGUGGAUAAGUGUCCCCGCUGUGGCAAAUCAGUGUAUGCUGCAGAGAAAAUAAUGGGAGGAGGAAAACCUUGGCAUAAGACUUGCUUCCGUUGUGCUAUUUGUGGAAAGAGCCUAGAAUCUACAAAUGUUACAGACAAGGAUGGAGAAAUCUACUGUAAAGUUUGCUAUGCAAAGAAUUUUGGUCCUAAAGGAAUUGGGUUUGGUGGCCUCACUCAAGUGGAAAAGAAAGAGUGA
This is a messenger RNA of Emys orbicularis (European pond turtle), 582 nucleotides long. It is a transcript of the gene CSRP3, whose product is annotated as cysteine and glycine rich protein 3. Gene Ontology annotation, cellular component: nucleus; cytoplasm; Z disc. Gene Ontology annotation, biological process: sarcomere organization; muscle tissue development; cardiac muscle contraction. NCBI's taxonomy places the organism in Eukaryota, Metazoa, Chordata, Testudines, Emydidae. The transcript has 5 exons. Gene Ontology annotation, molecular function: actinin binding; structural constituent of muscle. The coding region runs from base 1 to 582 and encodes 193 amino acids. The record is from RefSeq and is a predicted model, not a curated record.